ACAUAUUAAAUAAGAUUAAAUUUUAUACUAUAUUUUACUAGAUAUUAUUACAUUACAUUUAUAUAUAAAUAAGUGUGGUAUAGAAAUAAGUAUAUGCAUAAGAUUCAAUUUCUAAUCGCAAUAAAAUGUGUCAUAAUUUUUUAUGUGUACUUAAUCAACUUGUUACGAUCUAAUUAUUUAUUUUAUUGCUCUACUUUUAUCGAAGGAGAACAUAGAGAAUAAAGGCCUCAUUAGACAAUCUAUAAUUUGUGACAAAACUAAAAAAAAAACUUUUACUUAUAAUUUUAUGUAUUAUAUAUAAGUGUAUCCUUGUGAUAUAUAUUUUGAUUUGUAUUUGUAUUUUACUUUUUGCAUUAUAUACGACAUAUAUAAUUUAUAAAUAAUAUUUUGUCUUGAAUUUGUUGCAAAUUAUAGAUUGUCUAAAAAGACCUUAAUAAAUUUCUUAAAUUCAAAAGUAUAAUCAAUAUAUUUUUUAUUUAUAUUUCUGAAUGAUAAUUAAUUGCUUAUUAAUUAUCAUUUAUAUAUAGAAUUACAUGGAUCAAUGAAUUAGGGUUGAUGAUAAAGAUGAUGUCCACUAUAGAUAAAGAUGAAAUUUACCAUUGUAAAACACAACUUAAACAAAACAGAUUGUGUUAUACAUGGAAUAUUUCCGAUAUUUGGGAAAUUUAUAAAUUUGGUAUUAAAUUAUGCUCUCUUAAAACCAUAAACCACUUUACAUUUGAAAUGCAUCCUGCAGAAGAUAAGUUAAAUUUUUAUUGUAUACCGCCGCUUUCAUGCAGUAGUUAUAAUAUCUCCUUUUCUGUUUUUCUGAAAACUAAUACAGGAGAAAUGACUAAUGUAUUAAAACUGACAUAUAUAAAUUUGAUAUAUGAUAGCAAAAUAUACAGUAAAUAUAAAAAUACUCUAUUCUAUAAGCUACCUAUUUCACUUCUUUCUGAUAAACAUAUGUUUUUAUCUAACAACACACUUACAAUAUGCUUUAAAUUAUAUAUAUUCAUAAAUACGUACAGCAAUAGUGUGUACUAUUCAUAUGAGAGAUCUGCUAUGACAGAUACAGAUAUUUUUGUUCCUAAAGAGAAAUCCGAUUCGUUUGUUUCGUUUAUAAUAAACAAUGAACGUCUUGAAGCAAAUAAGAAAUCAUUAUGUUUAAAAAGUAAGGUUUUUGAAGCUAUGUUUAACUGUGGUUUAAAAGAAAGUGAAAAUAAAGAAGUAGUAAUAACUGAUAUAAGAUAUGAUAUUCUAAAGGAAUUAUUAUUUUUUGUACAAAUUGGUUAUCUAUCUAAAACACUGGAAGAGAUAGAAGAGAUAAAUACAAUACGUGAACUUUUUGUAGCAGCUGAUAAGUAUGAUAUACAAGAUCUUAAAUUAAUAUGUGAACAAUAUUUAAUUAUAAAUACGACAGAAAAAAACGUUGUAGAACAUUUAAAGAUUGCACAUUUAAAUAAUGGAAAAACGUUGGAGGAAUAUACCAAAGAUUUUAUCCAAUUAUAUUCAAAAGAUAUUGUGGAUACCUCAGAAUUAACUUUAAUGAAAAUGUAUCCUGAGCUACUAACUCAGACUGAAGAUAUCGAACAGAUCGUGCAAAAUGUUGAAGUAUCUGCAAAAUCAGUAUAAUUUAAAACAUCAUGUAUAUGGAACUUCUA
Messenger RNA from Formica exsecta, 1643 nucleotides. Its product is annotated as TD and POZ domain-containing protein 3-like. Gene Ontology annotation, cellular component: nucleus; cytoplasm. Lineage: Eukaryota; Metazoa; Arthropoda; Insecta; Hymenoptera; Formicidae. Gene Ontology annotation, biological process: regulation of proteolysis; proteasome-mediated ubiquitin-dependent protein catabolic process. Bases 556 to 1614 code for a protein of 352 amino acids. Gene Ontology annotation, molecular function: ubiquitin protein ligase binding. The record is from RefSeq and is a predicted model, not a curated record. The transcript has 2 exons.